Molecule: messenger RNA, 1409 nt
Organism: Lactuca sativa (garden lettuce)
Lineage: Eukaryota; Viridiplantae; Streptophyta; Magnoliopsida; Asterales; Asteraceae
Product: nicotinamide/nicotinic acid mononucleotide adenylyltransferase
Biological process (GO): NAD+ biosynthetic process
Molecular function (GO): nicotinamide-nucleotide adenylyltransferase activity; nicotinate-nucleotide adenylyltransferase activity
Source: RefSeq, a predicted model, not a curated record
UUGCAAGGCUUACACAAGUUGAAAGGGUAAGUCCUAUGUGGCAUGAAAUAUGGUUUGGUGGCGUUGCAAUUGCAAAGGAAUUUUGAAAGAUCCCGAUGUGGAAGGUCUAACGCACCGAUUUACCAAUUUCUGAGUGUUAGGUGACUUCCUUUUUUGCGAGUCCAAAGUGACCACCUCUACAAUCUCGCACUGAAAUCCGACCGCCGACCGCCAGCUGACAUCCUAUCCCUUUGUCUUGCAAAUUCUUCCUCCAAUCUCGCUGCUCACUUGCGCGUAUCACUCUAUCUCUCUGUCUGCGCUUUCAGAAUCUGAUCAAAUGACAACCAACGAAGGUUGAUCAAAGAGUUUGACUGUGAAAUCAAAAUGGAGGAAAGUAAAAAUCCUUAAACUCAAGCAAUCAAUGUGCUCCUUUAUUAGCUUCAAUAUGAAUGUAUCGUUGCAGUAAAUGGUGUUGGUUCAUUUAAAUCAAAUGAAGCAAACAGGGUAGAACUCAAGCCAAAGGUAGAAUUGCUCAAGAACUGCACCUGAGACAAGCAGUUUAUGUUUCAAUAAAAAGGGCUCCUACUAAAAUGGAUGUUUGUUUGCCACUCGAUAAGUUAUUGUUGAACGUGAAAGGGAAAAUCCAAGUAGUACUGGUAUCAACCGGAAGCUUCAAUCCUCCUACAUUCAUGCAUUUACGCCUAUUUGAAUUGGCAAGAGACGCACUUAACUCAAAAGGAUUUAAUGUUGUUGGAGGUUAUAUGUCACCUGUAAAUGAUGCAUACCAGAAAAAGGGUCUCAUACCCUCUGAACAUCGUAUUGAAAUGUGCCAACUGGCUUGCAAAAGUUCCGACUUUGUAAUGGUGGAUGCCUGGGUGGCAAAACAAAGCUCAUUUCAACGCUCAUUGACUGUGUUGUCAAGAAUCAGAAGCUUUUUUUGUGAUAAUUUGAUGAUACCUAAUGAAUCCCUAAAGGUGAUGCUUGUUUGUGGCUCUGAUCUACUAGAAUCAUUUGGCAUUUCUGGAGCUUGGAUACCUGACCAGGUGAGGAGUAUAUGCAGAGACUUUGGCGUAGUUUGUAUCCGCAGAGAAGGUCAAGACAUUGAGAAAAUCAUCUCGCGUGUUGACAUCUUGACAGAAUACAAGAGUAGCAUCCAAGUUGUUGAUGAAAUAGUACCAAACCGUAUUAGCUCAACUUUAGUAAGAGAUUGUGUUUCACGGGGUUUAUCUGUGAAAUAUUUAACGUCAGAUGAAGUUAUUAGUUACAUUAAACGAAGCAAACUGUAUAUCAACCCCAUUGCCUCACAACAACAAAGUUUGUAGCUAAUGAUAUUUAUAAAGGAAUUAUCCAAUAAAACUGUCGACGAUUAUAUUUUUGUUGUAAUAAACACCUCUGCUCAAUUUAUUUAUGAGCCUUGCUGAGUUCACGUA